Molecule: messenger RNA, 1947 nt
Organism: Cajanus cajan (pigeon pea)
Lineage: Eukaryota; Viridiplantae; Streptophyta; Magnoliopsida; Fabales; Fabaceae
Product: GTP-binding protein Obg/CgtA
Cellular component (GO): mitochondrion
Molecular function (GO): magnesium ion binding; GTPase activity; GTP binding
Source: RefSeq, a predicted model, not a curated record
AUGGAUCAUGAAGGAAUGAUAGCAUCUACCGAACUGAGAAGAGUGUUGUUGGCGAAGAUAUUGGCGUUCGUUCUUUGAAGGCAGUCUCAAAUCCUUCUGCACUGCAUCAUUCUCAAUUAAGGUGUGAAGCUUCAAAACACAGAGGACCAACCUGGUUCCACUCUUAGAAGUUACUAGUUUGUGCAAAUAUAACUCAACAUUCACAAAUGUUGGUAUUUCAAGCAAAAUGCAUUAAACGCAUGGAAGCUGUUACUCAGAGGUUUAUAUCUAGAUGGUCCACUACAUUUUAUGCUCGUUAUUCUGAUACUCCUCAUAAGAAGUCUAAGCUUGCACCUUUGCAGGAGAGAAGAAUGAUAGACCAGUGUAAGGUAUUUGCAAAAGCAGGUGAUGGAGGUAAUGGUUGCUCCAGCUUACGCAAGGGAAGACCUGAUGGUGGCAAUGGGGGGAGAGGCGGUGAUGUGAUUCUGGAAUGCUCUCCCAGAGUUUGGGACUUCAGUGGUUUGCAGCGUCACUUGAUAGCUGAGAAAGGAGGACCUGGAUCAUCAAAAAAGAUGAUAGGCACCACGGGUGCUGAUAAGGUUGCCCGCGUACCAAUUGGCACUGUACUUCAUCUUGUUAACGGUGAUAUUCCUUCUAUUGUUAAAAUUCAAUCCUCAACAGAUGUAGACCCUUGGGAGAUUCCUGGAGCACUUGUUGAAGAUCUUCCCUACCCUGCCAAUGGUUCAACCUCAAGUAUUACAAGUGGGGAAGUCAAAGCAAUACAUUCUACUAGCUGUUCCUCAUCACAAGCCGAAGAAACAAAUGUUGAGAAAUCUGAAAAAUCAAGACAAGUUGCAUCAACAGAUGUAUUUUCUAAACUCUCCACUUCUAAUGGAGCUCCUGAAUUUGGUACAGAGGAAAUAGGGGAGAAACAAGAGAUACUAUACAAUGUUGCCGAGUUAACAGAAGAAGGUCAACAAAUUGUCAUUGCUCGGGGAGGAGAGGGUGGUCUGGGCAAUGCAUAUUGUUCCAAAGAUUCAAGGAAGCCUGUGAGUAUGAAGGCAGGGGCAUGUCAACACGUAUCUAAUCUUCAGGACCCUGACAGUGUUCACUCCUCUCUGCAUGAAGGUUCACCAGGUUCUGAGACUGUUCUUAUAUUAGAACUCAAGAGUAUUGCUGAUGUGAGCUUUGUGGGAAUGCCUAAUGCUGGUAAAAGCACUUUACUUGGGGCUAUAUCAAGGGCAAAGCCUGCUACUGGUGACUAUGCCUUCACUACUCUUAGGCCAAAUUUGGGAAAUCUAAACUUUGAUGAUCUCUCAAUAACCGUGGCUGAUAUUCCUGGACUUAUAAAAGGUGCACACCAAAAUCGUGGACUCGGACAUGCAUUUCUGCGCCACAUAGAACGCACAAAGGUUCUUGCUUAUGUGGUAGACCUGGCUGCUGCUUUAAAUGGAAGAAAGGGAAUUCCACCAUGGGAACAACUGAAAGACUUAAUUCUUGAGCUUGAGUACCAUCAAGAUGGUUUAUCCAAUCGACCAUCCUUGAUAGUUGCUAAUAAGAUUGAUGAGGAGGGUGCAGAUGAAGUGUAUAAAGAGUUAAAGAGGAGGGUCCAGGGUGUUCCCAUCUUUCCUGUGUGUGCUGUUUUGGAGGAAGGGAUAGCAGAUCUUAAAGCAGGCCUUAAAAUGCUUGUCAAUGCUGAAACGUCAUAUAGACUUUCCCUAGAUCAGAUUUUGCUUGCUUAGAUUAUUAAUUCAUUAUUUAGAACUCCUUUUGUAACUGUAAGUCCUUUUUUUAUUUUCUGAAGAAUUCUUGUAACUGUUAGUCAAGAUGUCCUAAGGCGAGGAAAUAUAGAAUGGAAAAAUGUGAUUUAUGCGUGAUGUGAUGUCCCCAAGUUCCUGUAUUGUCAUGAUCUCAUGGGAUAGAUGCUGUAUAUGGUUUGAAUGUGAUUGUAGCUCUCAUCCAUAUAAG